Molecule: messenger RNA, 3378 nt
Organism: Aspergillus novofumigatus IBT 16806
Lineage: Eukaryota; Fungi; Ascomycota; Eurotiomycetes; Eurotiales; Aspergillaceae
Product: putative class V chitinase
Exons: 13
Coding region: 1-3378 (1125 amino acids)
Biological process (GO): carbohydrate metabolic process
Molecular function (GO): chitin binding; hydrolase activity, hydrolyzing O-glycosyl compounds
Source: RefSeq, a predicted model, not a curated record
AUGCGGCAUCUUCGUCCUUCUUUUGCAUUCUCUUUUCUUUCCUUCCUUACGUUCGUUUUAUCUGAUGAUAUCUCUUGCGACUCGACAAAUCCUUGUACUGAAGGAUGCUGUUCUAAGUUGUCGAAUGUUUGCGGCUACGGCCCAGAUUAUUGUUCAUCUACCAACUGCAUCGCUGCAGCUAGUACAAAUGGGACUUGCUCCCAGCUGGCUGAGUGUGAUCCUGGUGUCUACCCAGGCUGGGCAGACAAGUGGGGCUCUCAGUAUGCUAAAUCCGAAAAUUGCCCUCUGAAUGUCUGCUGCAGCGAGUUUGGCUUCUGUGGAACAACCACGGACUUUUGUGGCGACACUACUGUUGCUGAGCCAGUAUGCGACGGAACUUCGGCAACGAAGACUAUCGCAUACUAUGAGGGUUGGAACUCUGAGCGUGCCUGUGACACCAUGCCGCCAGAGAAUAUCCCAAUUGGCGGUUACACGCACAUUAAUUUCGCUUUUCUUUACAUUGACCCUGAUCUUUACACAAUAAAGCCGAUGGAAACUUCUCAGCAAGAGCUCUACAGUCGCGUCACCGCGCUGAAAAAGCGAAAGAAUGACUUAGAAGUCUGGAUUUCUAUCGGUGGAUGGGCCUUCAAUGACCCUGGAUCAACUGCUAACACCUUUUCCGAGCUGGCGGCAUCUAAGUCCAAGCAAUCGACCUUCUUCGAGUCAUUAUUGAACUUUUUGGACAAAUACGGAUUCGAUGGUGUGGAUUUGGAUUGGGAAUACCCAGUUGACGCUGAACGUGGCGGAUCAGAUGCCGAUUAUGACAACUAUCCAACCUUCUUGGCAAAUCUUCGCUCUGCGCUUGAUAGCGCAGAUAAAGGCUAUGGCUUAACUAUUACCCUACCCAGUAGCUACUGGUAUCUUCAGCAUUUCGAUGUCGUGGAGAUGGCAAAGAGUGUCGACUGGUUCAACAUGAUGACAUACGACCUUCACGGUGGCUGGGAUGCAGAUGACCCUUGGAUUGGAUCUGUUGUCAACGCACACACCAAUCUUACGGAGAUCGUCUCGGCCAUGGAUCUUUUGUGGCGGAAUGAUAUUCCUCCCUCUCAAGUUGUGAUGGGACUGGGAUUCUAUGGCCGAAGCUUCACGCUCAAUGAUACGUCAUGUGUCACUGCGGGAUGUCCUUUCUCGACAGUUGGUAAUGCGGGUGAUUGUACAAACAGUGCUGGCACGCUUUCAUUCUCGGAAAUUGAAGCAAUUCUAAAGGAUGCGUCUCGCGAUGCCACCCAGACUUAUGAUGAAACCUCUUCAGUUCAAAUCGUGACAUUUGACGAGAAUCAAUGGGUGAGCUAUGAUAACUGGGCUUCGUUUCAGGCUAAGUUGGACUACGCAAAUUCCCAUUGCAUUGGAGGAACAAUGGUCUGGGCUGUCAGCUUGGACGUCGACGGAACAGCAACCAAUGGCCUUACCGGAGCCUCUGUUGUUUUCCCCGGUGACGACGGUUCCCAUGGAGGAAGUGAAGAUAUUUAUGUCGGACCUGACCUGUGGACAAAUGCAACCAAGGAGAUCUCUUGCGAGCCACCCUGCACUAUGAUCCUGCCCCCAUUCCCACUAGCGUCUCCUAUAACGAUUGACUGGCCAGCAUACCAGACUACCAUUGCAUCAAGCUCUGAUGGGGCCACAUUGACCAAGACCACUACAAUCACCGUUGCUCCCUUCACUAUCAACGAGAUACCAUUCUGGCCUAUCACUGUGGCGGAAACUGGCAGAAAUGCCUACUUGAGCCCCAUGCAGAGCAUUGCUCCACCAACCUUUGGUCUGACUUUGCCACAAACCGAAGCUACUUUCCCCCUUUUCCAUACUGAUUACAGUGCCACUCUUACCACCAAGACAUCAACGGCAAACGCUACUGUGCCAUCCGUUACAACACCUGCUGCUGUCCAGAGUGGAAUUGUUUCCGAUUGUACUGAGUUCUAUGAAGCAAUCGCCGGCGAUGGAUGCUAUUCCAUUGCAACUGCGCACGACAUCACACUUGCGCAAUUCAUCGAAUGGAACCCGGCGGUAAAUUCAGACUGCUCGGGACUUUGGGUUGAUGAAUAUUACUGCGUCGCUGUUGCUAAAGCUACGAGCACCACCUCAUACACGCCCAUCCUCGUGACCUUCUUUGACAAUUCACAUGUUAUUACCGUGGCGCCACAGCCGACAGCGACAUCAAUCCAACCCCCUGGAACAAGUAUCCCUAUACUCACAUACUCCGACGGGGAGGCACCCUCGAAUGGAGGAUGUAGUUCUGGCGGCGACACUACUGGUUGUGGAAAGAUCGAUUGUUCCCUCUUUGGUUGUGGGGGUGAAUGUGGUUUCUUUGGGUGUGAUGGAGGCUGUGGCUUAGGAUUCUGCGGAGGAGGCUGUGGCCUUCUCGGUUGCGGCCCUGGAUGCGGAGCUGGUAACUGUCUCCAGGAAGGAGGUGGUGGUGGCUCCGAGGAGGAAGAGAAAUCAACUUCUGAAUCGUGCAGCGCAACUGCCACGGCUUCUGUCACGACUGUUUGUGACUAUGCCUGUCCAGACGGAGCAUCGACAUCCUGUGCCACUCUCUGCACCUCGUUGACAAUUAGCUACGCGCUGCCACUCACAUUACUUGAGGCCUCCGAUGAGGCCAUGACAUCCGCUGCCGAAUCUGUGGCAUCCUGGUUGAACCCAAAAUACACCAGCCUAGAUCCUGUCAUGACAAGUGGCACCACCAUAACUGCAUCAGCUGCAGCGCCCGCUGUGACGACGUCUGCUUCAACAACUACAGCCACUGCUAUCUCGGCCUCCUCUUGUGAUAUCAAAAGCACCAGCUCCUCCUCCUACUGCUCAUGUGAUGGAGGGUACGGCGUGACACUGUCAACAAAAGCUAACAAGUCCAAAACCACCUUCCUGGUCUGUGAUGUCACUCCAGCCCUGACAAUUUCCACCAUCACGCCGACCACGACCAGCACCAAAACCCAGUCUACUUCCACAACCACUUCUGCCAGCGGGUCUACAUCCACGGGCUUUGCGCUCUAUAUGACCUACUGGUCAGCCUCUGAGUGUCCCAUUGGACUCACAUGCGAGGAUGACGGGAAAUGGAAUGCGGUUAUGGUGGUGAAUCUUUCGAGUGAUGAAGUUGCCGUGCCCAUUAAAGGCACGUGGAACCAGGAUGGCAUGGUUGAUGGAAGUCAAGCAACAUUCUGUGAUCAGACUUCGACUUUCACAAUCGAUGGCGAUGACAUCAAGGGCUCAAGCAGUGUCAGCAAGUAUGGCUCAUAUGUUUGCAAGAAGCAAGCUGUUCCUGAAGAGAAUACCUGGUAUGAUCCGGAAAACACGGUAUCUUAUGAUAUCGAAGGGGCAUGGGUGUGUCUGACAGACAUCUGUACCUAA